AAGAGAUACUCAGAACACUGGAAGCAACUGAGCAGUGGAUUUCGAAUAAACUGCCAGCUUUGCCCUGUCUGACAUGAGGCAGUGAUGUCUUCAUGGUUUUGAAAAGAAGCGAGCAGUGAAUGCUCUUCCAUCGCCACAGAGAUGGUGACAAGCAAGGGUGACAAACAGGUGCCAAGUUCCAGGGAACUAGUGAGAAUGUCUCAACCUGCUACCCUAGCUUCUCUACAAGUCACCUUUCUUAUGCUAUUUCUCUGCUGGGAUGCACUUAUUUCGGCACUGCCCAUUGGUCCUGAUUACUUGCAACGUGGCUGGCAGAGGCUUCUAGAGGAGGGGGAGAGUUGUGUGGCAUGUAGAUUGGAAGAAUGCCCCACUCCUCGUGGUUGCCUGGCUGGAGUGGUCUUGGAUGCCUGUGACUGUUGUUGGGAAUGUGCAAAUCUAGAGGGACAGAUCUGUGACCUGGACCAUACCAACCACUUCUACGGCAAAUGCGGGGAUCAUUUAGAGUGCCGUCUUGAUUCGGAAGACCUGCAACAUGGAGAGGUGCCUGAGCCCCAGUGCACUUGUUUAUCUAACCAAGCUCUUUGUGGCUCUGAUGGCAAAACAUAUGCUCAGAUCUGCAAGUUCCAAGAGGUGUUUAAUUCCAACCCUGAGGCUAAUCUCACUGUAGCUCAUGAAGGACCUUGUGAAUCAGAGCCCCUUAUUGUAUCUCCUCCUUAUGAUAUCUGGAACACCACUGGGCAAGAUGUGAUCUUUGGCUGUGAGGUCUUUGCAUUUCCCAUGGCAUCUAUUGAAUGGAGGAAGGACGGUCUGGAUAUGCUGCUUCCUGGAGAUGACCCCCACAUUUCAGUUCAGUUUAGGGGAGGUCCUCAGAAGUAUGAGGUAACCAGCUGGCUUCAAAUCCAAGCUGUGCGGUCGACUGAUGAAGGAACAUAUCAUUGUUACGCAAAAAACAGUGUUGGGCAAGUGGCAGCUCCUGCCAGCCUUAUGGUCCUUACUCCUGAUCAACUGAACUUAACCUCACUGGCUCUGCCCAAGGGGCCCAACCUGGGAUCAAAUGAUGACUGGGGGAGUGAUGAAUUGUAUGAUUAUUACUGAGAAGGGCAUAUAGAGGGCAGCACUCAGAAUGCAAGGUCAUUUGUAUUCUUUCCCAUUUGAACAUUUAUUGCAUCAUCAACUGGUGCCCCAGUUCCUUAGAAUAAUAAUGAAUAUGGAAACUCUUGGGUGAAUUUAAGGAAGCCAAAAUAUUUUUUUUCUAUGGAGAACUUUAGUAUAAGUUAAUUCUGGGUAGACAAAAUAAAUAUACUUAAUUGUAUGACCAAUCCCUGGAUGACAAGUACAUCAACGCAAGUAGAAGAGAAGAAGUGAUUGUAUUUAACUGAUGCAAAUCAAAUGGACAUUAAAAAGGACUUUGAUUAGCUUCUGGAGGAGUAUAAUUUCAUUGAUUUGAUGCAUCACAUUCACAAUUAUUCCUUUUUAGUAUAGCCUUUAUUGUCAUUGUACAUCAUGUAUACAAUGAAAUUGGUUAAUUUUCUAAUUGCCUUUUCUAGAUUAGACUACAUUGAUGUAUAUAAUUCAAGUAGCAGAGAUCUUGGAGGAAAAAAAAUAAGCCUUUUCCUUUUAAUGGGAAACCUAAGAGUUCAGCCUAAGAACUAAAAUCUCUAGCAAAAUUCAGUUUAACUGCCUGUUUGGUACAUAAAAGAAUUUAAAGGAGGAAAGAUUAGAUCAGCAGGGAAGAAAACUGCUGAACAAGUUUG
Thamnophis sirtalis is the source of this 1754-nucleotide messenger RNA. It is a transcript of the gene KAZALD1, whose product is annotated as Kazal type serine peptidase inhibitor domain 1. Lineage: Eukaryota; Metazoa; Chordata; Lepidosauria; Squamata; Natricidae. Gene Ontology annotation, biological process: regulation of signal transduction; regulation of cell growth. The record is from RefSeq and is a predicted model, not a curated record. Gene Ontology annotation, molecular function: insulin-like growth factor binding. Gene Ontology annotation, cellular component: extracellular region.